AUGACGCAUAUAACCGCCUCUCCUCUGCUCGUAUCCUUUUCUAUUCCUUGCAACAUCGCACAUCAUCCUGCUAUUCGUAUCGCUCGCUGCUCACUCUCUGCCAUUCACAGCUCACCAUGGCGCCAUUCGGAACCCUCUACGCCCAAUCCGCGGGUCAGCAAGAUCCAAGCCGUUGCCAAUAUGAACGGCCUGGAGAUCGAGCUAGCGCCCGGAUUCGCCAUGGGCACAACCAAUCGCUCCCCUGAAUUUCUCUCCAAGUUCCCCCUGGGCAAAGUCCCCGCCUUCGCCGCUAACGACACCAACGGCACGAACGUCUGGGAAUCUGACGCCAUUGCGCAGUUCAUCGCCGAAUCCGGGCCAGCCGCGACUCAACUGCUCGGUUCGACGCCCGCCGAGCGCGCCGUGAUCAGGCAGUGGAUCUGCUUCGCGAACAACGAGCUCACAGACCCCGUCGUCCAGCUGGUGCUGUGGCGCAUCGGAAUCGCGCCCUUCGAUGAGAACAAGGAGAAGGCUGCCCUGGCCCGGUUGGACCGAUCGUUGUCUUGUUUAGAUGGACAUCUGAAGGGGCGGACAUGGUUGGCUACGCAGGAGAAAUUGAGUUUGGCGGAUAUCUCGGCUGCGUCUGCCUUGAUCUGGGGGUUCGGGAUGGUUAUCGAUGCCGAUAUGAGGAAGAAGUAUCCCGCUGUUGUCGAGUGGUAUGAGCGUACUCUGGAGACGAAGGGAGUCAAGGAGGCGUUUGGGGAGAAGAAUUUCAUUGAGAAGAGGAAGGAGGGUGGCCAGUAA
Molecule: messenger RNA, 783 nt
Organism: Monascus purpureus
Lineage: Eukaryota; Fungi; Ascomycota; Eurotiomycetes; Eurotiales; Aspergillaceae
Source: the annotation of a GenBank genome assembly